Ectocarpus sp. CCAP 1310/34 is the source of this 806-nucleotide messenger RNA. Lineage: Eukaryota; Phaeophyceae; Ectocarpales; Ectocarpaceae. The record is from the annotation of a GenBank genome assembly.
AUGUUCUGUCCCUCCCAUGCCCUUGCCUCCACCUUCCGUCGGUGCUGGAGAGAGCAGAUCUACCGCAACGACAACCUCGCCAUGUUCGAGGUGGACGGGGGGGAACAGAAGGAGUACGGCCAGAACCUGUGCUCCCUGGCCAAGCUAUUCUUGGACCACAAGACCUUGUACUACGACGUAGAUCCCUUCCUCUUCUACGUCCUGUGCGAGGUGGACAGCUUCGGUUUCCACCCGGUGGGCUACUUCAGCAAGGAGAAGUACUCCGACCUCGGGUACAACCUGGCGUGCAUCCUGACGUUCCCGUCCUACCAGCGGAAGGGCUACGGAAGGGUUCUCAUCGCCUUCUCGUACGAGCUCAGCAAGAAGGAGGAGAAGGUCGGCAGUCCCGAGAAGCCUCUGUCGGACUUGGGCGCGGCAGCGUACCGAUCGUACUGGGCCAGCGUCAUCAUCCAGGCGAUGCAAUCCUUCGAGGGGCGCGAGCUGGCGAUCGUGGACGUGUCGAAGGCAACUUCGAUUAUCGCGGAGGACGUGAUAGACACGAUGACUCGCCUCGGCAUGCUCAAGUACGCCGACGGAGAGCACCGCAUCAUCGCCACACCGGCGACGCUGAGCACCCUCGCAGCCAAGUAUCCCAUCAAGGAGCCCCGAGUGGACCCGAGUAAGGUACACUGGACACCCCUCGUUGACUCGGCGCACCUGGGGGACAAGUUCUUUAUCCGGAACAAGAUUCCUCCAAGGGCGGAAACAGUGGACAUGGAGGAAGAGGAGUAGAUGGCGGUGCAAUCAUUCGCUAGCUCUCGGGCGUA